CAAGUUAUGGCUUGUUUUCGUUUCGAGUUUGCAUGUUUUACUAAGAAAUUCGGUGAAACAAUCGUUCUCGGCCAUCUAAUCGUUUGAAUUCCAGUCCUUUUUCGCUCCAUAUCAAACUUAAGGAUAUUUAGAGUCUCGGGUUAGCUAGGCCGAUCUUAAGCAUCAACCCUAUCUGACAUAAUGUCUUCACUGUCGGAUAGAAUCCCACCAAAUGCAUUCUACUUCAUUGUCGACACCUGCGGUAGCGUAAUCAUUACGUUUAGCCUAAUCACUUAUAAUCCUGGUAACGUUCAGAAGGAAGAUUGACUUAAUAAAUUCCUUCUCUUUGUUCUUCACUGAUCACUAGCGUAUCAACCUACAACUUUGGACAAAGUACAUAAGUUUCGAUGUAUAAAAAUGUUUACAGCAGUUUCACUAAGCCAUAUAAUGUGUAGUUCAUAACUUUACACUGUUAAUAAAUAACGUGGACAUGGGAGAAGGAAUAGUCCAACUAAGAGAAGCAAAUUUUCACUUUUUCGGUGAUGUGUCCGUGCUGAGAUUCCCUCAAUGACACAAACCAAUGCACUUCCUAAAAUGAAUAGGUCAGCUUCUUCACUCACGAUUACUUCUUAUCCUUUAGUAAGAUGUUCUCCCAAACCAGUACUGUCAUCUUGCGUCUAAUAUGGGUGAAGUGCGCUUCCAACAUACUCCAGUUCUUGGUAAUGCGUCUGGGAAGUCUCAGUAACUUCAGAUAAUAAUCAAAUGAACUGGUACCUCAUAGCUGCUGAAUAAGUGAGUUAAAAUCAACUAUGUUGACACAAUUAUAUAAGGUAAAGAUAUACUGUGCAUCCCUAUGACAAAACACGGUUUUACUAUACCAUACCACUAUUCUCUAAUAUCCCUGUUAUCAUGUCCUGCUGCUAUGACUUAUUACAGGCUAUCGUAACUCUGACCAGAGUUAUAAGACUGAUGUGUUUGUUCCUUUCAAGUUGAUAUUCAGAGUUCAUCAGCAUCAGUUUCCUCUCAUCAUUCACUUAGAAUGAAACAUAGGAAUAUGGUAAUGUUUAUGUGUUUUUGAUCCGUAAUGAUGAAUUAUCUUCACUGAUGUUUAUACGACAAAAUUCAAAACGAACAUGACUAUCAUACUCAGGUAAAUCUUUACUCAUUUCCUCUCUAUAUACAAACUUUCAUGUGCACGUGUGACGCAGUCGUGCAUGCGAUACCUCUUGUCUUUUUACUGGCUUGCAGGCACACACGAAAUGUACAUCCCACUAACUUUAUGCUUCCUUUUCUUACUGAUAACUAUGUGUAACAUUUUGGUAGUAUACUUGUAGUUGCUUCCUCCUCAACAACGAACACCUUUUACUCGUUUAUCGCUUUUGGUGUAUUCACAAACUAUGCAACGGUUGGGCACUACUCAUUCUGAGUAUGACAACCCUAUUUUACAUUUAAAGACGAGUACAUACGAUACGGUUUCAAUAGUGUGCUGUAAAUAUCUCAAUUGUUGAUGAAGUAAUUAUUGUUUUGACUAUCCAACUACUUUUAUCCUCUAUUUCAUUAUCUUUAUUUUGUUGUUUUCUGCGUAUAGUAAUAUGAAGAGAUUCACUGACUUAUUUGUUUGUUCGUCUUAGCCUGUUGUUGAUUACUGACCGAUGAGAAAGGUGUUUUACGUUGUACAGUGUGGGAUUAGGUGUGUGGAAACGCGUCUUGAAUUACUUUUUUAAAGUCACGUAUUGGAAUUUUUCCUGGGAUUUAUUUCAACCUUUUUUAAAUACUUAUACGUUUAUGGGUCUUACUUUGUAGGUUAAAUGGCUGGCGUGUUAGCGGAAACUGAACGAUUGCAAGCAGAGGAAUACAAAAACAAAGGGAAUGAGUGCUAUAAACAAGGAUUGUAUGACGAGGCCAUUGUAUGGUACACAAAGGGUAUAAAUGUAGACAGUAACAAUGCACUCCUGUACAACAAUCGGUCAGCAGCAUAUCUCAUGAUAAAUAAACCUCUGGAUGCUUAUAAAGAUGCUUGCAGAAGUAUUAAUUUAGAUUCUCAAAAUGUAAAAUCUCUGCUGCGCUGUGUAAAGUGCUGUAUUACACUGGGUGAUUUAAAUGAAGCUAAACGUCUUCUUGAGAAGAUUGAGCUACUAUCAGAAACAUAUCGAUCGUUUGAAAAAAAAUUCUCCUCAUCUGAUUUCAGACACGCCCUUUACUUAAUCACAAAGUGUAUUGAAAUAUCCCCAGCUUCAUUGGAUUUUAAUUUACAAAAGGUUAACGUGCUUAUCCAACUGAAACGAUUUACAGAAGCCAAAAUUUUGGUUGAGAACCUUCUCCAUUCUCAUGACUCGUCAGUUGACCUACUUUUCUACCGAGGUUUAUGUCUGUAUUAUUUGGACCAUUUAGAUAAAGCAAUUAGUCAUUUUCAGCAUGUUCUGCGACUUCAUCCAGAUCAUACAGAAACACAGAAAGUGUACAAACGGGCUAAAAAUCUUAUGAAAUUGAAAGAAGAAGGCAAUGCAUUCAUCCAUGAUAAUAGAUAUUCAAAAGCGUUUGAAGCCUAUUCAAAAGCAUUAGAAGUAGAUCCAUCACACGAUAUGAUAAAUGCCAAGUUGUAUUGUAACCGAGCGUGUGCUUUAUUCUAUCUUAAUCGUUUUGAAGAAGCCCUAAAAGAUUGUGAUGCAGCAGUUUCUUUGGAACCGAACUAUGUGAAGGCUCGUAUUCGUCGGGCUAAGUGCUAUUCAUCUCUUGAUGAAUAUGAAAAAGCCAUUGAAGAGUGGACUGCAGUGGUAAAAUUGGACGGGUCAUCAGAAAAUAAAAAGUCGUUACAAGCUGCUAAAGCCGCCCUGUCUAGAUCUCAACAGCGUGACUACUAUAAGAUCCUUGGUUUAAAAAAGAAUGCGUCUUUUGAUGAGAUAAAGCAGGCGUACAAAAAGAGCGCUCUUCUAUAUCACCCAGAUCGUCAUACCAAUGCAGAUGAAAAUACAGUAAAAGAACAUGAACAAAAAUUCAAAGAAAUAGGCGAAGCCUACACUGUGCUAUCAGAUCCUGAAAAACGCCGUAAAUAUGAUAAUGGUGAACUUUUAGCAGCUGAUGGUUUUGAUCAAGGCAAUGCAGCUGCUAGGAAUCUGUUCACUCAAGUCUUUCCUGGUUUCGGCACAUCUACAGUUCAUUUUUAUUUCGGUUAG
Messenger RNA from Trichobilharzia regenti, 3152 nucleotides. NCBI's taxonomy places the organism in Eukaryota, Metazoa, Platyhelminthes, Trematoda, Strigeidida, Schistosomatidae. The record is from the annotation of a GenBank genome assembly.